CCCUUCUGUCAGAGGGCUGUCGGGUUCUUGGCUGACACACCUCCAGCGACUGCUGUUGCCAAUAGAUGUCGGAGAGGAGGGAACUUGUAGUGCACGAAUCCUACUUAUAUAAACUUCAUGUGCCUUGGCUCAGGCAGGAAACAGGGAAAAACUGUGUGUGAGAAUGGCGGCGCCACUCAGUGACCAAGAGAAGAGAAAGCAGAUAAGCAUUAGGGGAAUAGUGGGAGUUGAAAACGUCGCGGAGCUUAAAAAGGGCUUUAACCGCCACCUGCAUUUUACUCUGGUUAAAGACCGAAAUGUGGCGACGCAGCGAGACUACUAUUUUGCCCUCGCACAGACGGUUCGAGAUCACCUGGUUGGAAGAUGGAUCAGAACUCAGCAGUUUUACUAUGAGACCGAUCCAAAGCGUGUGUAUUACCUCUCGUUGGAGUUCUACAUGGGCCGAACCCUGCAGAAUACUAUGAUCAACCUUGGCCUGCAGAAUGCCUGUGAUGAGGCAAUAUACCAGCUGGGCUUGGACAUGGAGGACCUGGAGGAGAUGGAGGAGGAUGCUGGACUUGGGAAUGGAGGUUUGGGCAGACUGGCAGCAUGCUUCUUGGAUUCGAUGGCCACCCUUGGCCUUGCAGCAUAUGGGUAUGGCAUUCGUUAUGAAUAUGGAAUCUUCAACCAGAAGAUCAAAGAGGGUUGGCAGGUGGAGGAGGCUGAUGAUUGGCUGAGAUAUGGUAACCCCUGGGAGAAGGCCCGCCCAGAGUACAUGCUGCCUGUGCAUUUCUACGGGCGAGUAGAAGAGACUAAGGAGGGGUCCAAAUGGGUGGAUACACAGGUUGUCCUUGCCAUGCCAUAUGACACCCCUAUUCCUGGCUACAUGAAUAACACUGUGAACACCAUGAGGCUGUGGUCUGCACGUGCUCCCAAUGACUUCAACCUGCGGGACUUCAAUGUCGGAGACUACAUCCAGGCUGUUCUGGACAGGAACUUGGCUGAGAACAUCUCGCGGGUGCUCUAUCCGAACGAUAACUUCUUUGAAGGCAAGGAGCUGCGUCUGAAGCAGGAGUACUUUGUGGUGGCCGCCACGCUCCAGGACAUCAUCCGCCGCUUUAAAACCUCAAAGAGGAGCUCCUCCUCAGGCUCCAUCUCCUUUGAAACCUUCCCUGACAAGGUUGCCAUCCAGCUGAAUGACACUCAUCCUGCUAUGGCCAUCCCAGAGCUCAUGAGGAUCUUUGUGGACAUCGAGAAGCUGGACUGGGACACGGCCUGGGACAUCACCAAACGCACCUUUGCUUACACCAACCACACUGUGCUGCCUGAGGCCCUGGAGCGCUGGCCAGUGCAGCUGAUGGAGACCCUGCUGCCGAGACACCUACAGAUCAUCUACCAGAUCAACCAGAAACACCUGGAUAAAAUCACUGCUCUGUUUCCUAACGACAUGGACAGGAUUCGCAACAUGUCCCUGAUUGAGGAAGAGGGUGGGAAGAGGAUCAACAUGGCCCACUUGUGCAUCGUGGGAUCCCAUGCUGUGAAUGGAGUUGCUGAGAUUCACUCCAACAUUAUAAAAACAGAUGUGUUCCGGGACUUCAGUGAGUUGGAACCUGACAAAUUCCAGAAUAAAACCAAUGGAAUCACUCCCCGGCGCUGGCUGCUGCUCUGUAAUGCUGGGCUGGCUGAACUCAUUGCUGAGGCUAUUGGGGAAGACUAUGUGAAAGACCUCAGUCAGCUACGGAAGCUCAAUGACUUUGUGGAUGAUGACAUUUUCAUCCGGGACCUCUCAAAGGUGAAACAGGACAACAAGCUGAAGUUCGCACAGUACCUGGAAAAGGUAUACAAGGUGGAGAUCAACCCCUCCUCCAUGUUUGACGUUCACGUGAAGAGGAUUCAUGAGUACAAACGGCAGCUCCUCAACUGUCUUCACAUCAUCACCAUGUACAACCGCAUAAAGAAGGACCCAAAGGCACCCUUCGUACCCAGAACUGUAAUAAUUGGUGGCAAGGCAGCUCCUGGGUACCACAUGGCUAAGAUGAUCAUCAAACUCAUCACCUCUGUGGCUGAGGUUGUGAACAAUGACCCUGUGGUGGGAAACAAACUCAAGGUCAUCUUCCUGGAAAACUACAGAGUCUCUCUGGCUGAGAAAGUGAUCCCAGCCACCGACCUGUCCGAACAAAUCUCCACCGCCGGUACAGAGGCAUCAGGAACUGGCAACAUGAAGUUCAUGCUGAAUGGUGCCCUGACUAUCGGCACCAUGGACGGUGCCAACGUCGAGAUGGCUGAAGAGGCUGGCAAGGAAAACCUCUUCAUCUUUGGCAUGACUGUGGACGACGUGGCAGAGAUGGACAAAAGGGGCUAUGAUGCCAUGAAGUACUACAAGGAGCUCCCAGAGCUGAAGCAGGUCAUGGACCAGAUCAAAAGUGGAUUCUUCUCUCCCAAGCAGCCAGAUCUCUUUAAAGACAUCAUAAACAUGCUCUUCAACCAUGAUCGGUUCAAAGUUUUUGCAGACUAUGAAGACUACAUCAAGUGCCAGGAGAAGGUCAACAAGCUUUAUCAAAACCCAAAGGAGUGGACCAAGAUGGUGAUCAAGAACAUUGCCGCCUCAGGAAAGUUUUCCAGUGACCGCACCAUCACAGAUUACGCUACAGAGAUCUGGGGGGUGGAGCCAACUGACCUGAAGAUCCCACCCCCAAAUGAACCCCGGGAGGCCAUCGAGGAGACGGCCCGGGCCUUGAAAAAGAUGUGAAACCCUCAGGGGUACCUGAGAACAGGAAAAACUAGUGAAACAUUCCUACUAGAUUUGCAGAGCUGAAAAAAAGAGUUAGAUUGCUAUGUACGUUUUAGGCUCUGCUUGAAAGUUGCAAAAAGUUGUACAGCGGCACUAAUUCAAGGUGAAGCCUCCAGUUAGUCUAAAUUCAACAGACUGCAGUCUGUAGCUAUGGAUUUGCUCACCUGUCAGCACUAAUGCAAAUGUUUUGUACACUGAAUUCGCUCCUGGCUAGCACUUUGUUAUUGCCUGUAUGCACAUUGCACAGUGCCUACUUCCUGCUCAGU
This is a messenger RNA of Megalops cyprinoides (Indo-Pacific tarpon), 3036 nucleotides long. It is a transcript of the gene pygl, whose product is annotated as phosphorylase, glycogen, liver. Bases 164 to 2728 code for a protein of 854 amino acids. The transcript has 20 exons. Gene Ontology annotation, biological process: glycogen catabolic process. The record is from RefSeq and is a predicted model, not a curated record. Gene Ontology annotation, molecular function: pyridoxal phosphate binding; glycogen phosphorylase activity. NCBI's taxonomy places the organism in Eukaryota, Metazoa, Chordata, Actinopteri, Elopiformes, Megalopidae. Gene Ontology annotation, cellular component: cytoplasm.